AUGCCAUCCCCCAUCUCCCCCCUAAACAGCUACAAAGCACCCCCAACCCCAUCCCUCUCCUCCCAAACAUUCCACAUCGCAGGUAUCCAGACCACCGUCUUUGGUCUGUCCGAAAUCCCCGCCAAUGUCUCCGAAGUAGUCUGCGUCUGGCUCGUCCAUCCUCGUCUAGAUUCACAAAAGGACAUGGCCGAGGUCGCUAAAAGGAUUGUACACGACCACUAUCAACGCUUCGCUACCGAGUCUCCGGGAGGACGGAAAAAGAGGGGGUUGAUAGCAGUCACGUUUGAUGCAAGAAACCAUGGCUCGAGAGAGACUGAUCGUUUGUCAAAUGAGGUUUGGAGAACGGGGAAUGAGAAUCAUGCUUCUGAUAUGUUUUCUGUAUACUCCGGCACAGCUGAGGAUAUAUCAACCCUAAUCGACUUUCUCCCAGCAUACAUCUUCCCAACCAGCCAACACUCAAUAGCCACCCACUUCGCCCUGGGCAUUUCUUUAGGUGGCCACACAACCUGGCUCACCCUUGUGCACGAACCACGCAUCACAACAGGCGUCGUGAUAGUCGGUAUGCCAGAUUACAUCGCACUAAUGACCGAUAGAGCCCGACUCUCAAAGCUCUCUACCUAUCUACAGCCCAGCGAUGCACCGGGGAGCCAAUUUCUAGGAUCGCGGCAUUUCCCUUCUUCGCUGCUAGAGGUUGUUCGCAAACGGGAUCCAGCUGCUUUUCUGACAGGCGGGAUUCCAGAUUCCUUGCCUCGGGAUGAGUACAACCUUCAAUCUAUUGAAACUAUCAACCGAUAUCUAGGUGGAAAAAGGAUCUUGUGCAUGUCUGGUGCCACCGACAAACUGGUACCGUAUCGGCUUACGGAGCCGUUUAUGACUUGGUUAAAAAAUCAUGCGGCGACUGGGAGUGCUGUAGUCGGUAUGGGUGAUGGACCGAUUAAGAAGGCGGAUUUGUGGGUUGAGGAUUCGGUGUAUCAGGAUGCGGCUCAUGAUUUUACGGAGGCGAUGAUGGAGGAAGCGUUAGAGUUUAUGCAUCAGUCUGUGUUGAGGUUAGAUGAGAGGAAAGAAGACGUGAAGAGUAAUUUGUAA
Molecule: messenger RNA, 1086 nt
Organism: Talaromyces marneffei
Lineage: Eukaryota; Fungi; Ascomycota; Eurotiomycetes; Eurotiales; Trichocomaceae
Exons: 2
Coding region: 1-1086 (361 amino acids)
Source: RefSeq, a predicted model, not a curated record